Messenger RNA from Apis laboriosa (Himalayan honeybee), 2483 nucleotides. It is a transcript of the gene Kap-alpha3, whose product is annotated as importin subunit alpha-3. Gene Ontology annotation, molecular function: nuclear import signal receptor activity; protein binding. NCBI's taxonomy places the organism in Eukaryota, Metazoa, Arthropoda, Insecta, Hymenoptera, Apidae. Bases 309 to 1859 code for a protein of 516 amino acids. Gene Ontology annotation, cellular component: nucleoplasm; nucleus; cytoplasm. Gene Ontology annotation, biological process: NLS-bearing protein import into nucleus. The record is from RefSeq and is a predicted model, not a curated record. The transcript is spliced from 9 exons.
CACGCGUCUUCCGAAGCGCCACCUUGCUCAUUUCCGAUGUUCUUUUCGGAAUGGCUGAAACGUUGCUUUCGUGCUGAGAAAACGUGACUACGGAGAACAUUGUGUGGCGAUCGUGAUUAAGAGAACGAGUGUUAUACAUUAUAUUGCAUUGUAUAUUGACGUACAUUAAGGCUGUCGCGCAACGGCAUGCAGCUGUCGAAGUAAAUCGACCGGAGUAACACGGAUACAGAAUUUUUCGCAGUAACACGGGUAUCUGGGUGCCGGCACAUAUCAAUAUACGCGAGUACGAAGGAUUGGUUAUUGAAAAAAUGGCGGCGGAAUGCAAGAAUCGAAUGAUGGUUUUUAAGAACAAAGGCAAAGAUCAAGAAGAAAUGAGAAGAAGAAGAAAUGAAGCAACAGUAGAGUUACGGAAAAAUAAACGUGAUGAAACUUUACAGAAAAGAAGAAAUGUGCCUGCUACAGAUUUAAUAGAUGAAGAAGAUAGUGAUAAACAAAACAUUGAUUUAUCAAAAAUCAAUUUAAAAGAACUAGUAAUGAAAGCUGCUAGUUCAGAUCCAACUGUUCAAUUACAAGCGGUACAAUCAGCAAGAAAGUUAUUAUCUUCAGAUCGUAAUCCACCGAUCGAUAAGUUAAUUGAUAGUGGCAUUUUACCGAUCUUAGUUAAUUGUCUUGAACAGCACAAUAGUCCAUCAUUACAAUUUGAAGCAGCAUGGGCUUUAACAAACAUUGCAAGUGGAACAUCACCUCAAACACAAGCAGUUGUUGCAGCUGGUGCAGUUCCACACUUUUUGCAUUUGUUACUUUCAAGUCAACAGAAUGUUUGUGAACAAGCUGUAUGGGCUUUAGGAAAUAUUAUUGGAGAUGGCCCAGCAUCUAGGGAUUAUGUUAUCAAGCUUGGCGUUGUACCGCCAUUGUUAACGUUUAUCAAACCAGAAAUACCAAUUAGUUUUUUACGUAAUGUAACUUGGGUAAUCGUAAAUUUAUGUAGGAAUAAAGAUCCACCACCACCUGUUCAAACUAUUAAGGAAAUUUUACCUGCUCUUAAUGUACUUAUUCAUCAUUCAGAUAUUAAUAUUCUUGUCGACACAAUUUGGGCAUUGAGUUAUUUGACUGAUGGUGGUAAUGAACAAAUUCAGAUGGUUAUAGAUAGUGGUGUAGUACCUCGUCUCAUACCACUUCUUUCGCACAAAGAAGUUAAGGUGCAAACAGCUGCUUUAAGGGCAGUAGGUAAUAUAGUAACAGGUACAGACGAACAAACACAAACUGUAUUAAAUUGUGACGCGCUUUCAUAUUUCCCGAAUUUAUUAACCCAUACGAGGGAAAAAAUUUGUAAAGAAGCAGUUUGGUUCCUUUCAAAUGUAACUGCUGGCAAUCAAUCUCAGGUUCAAGCAGUUAUAGAUGCUGGACUACUGCCUCUUAUUAUUCACAAUUUAAUUAAUGGUGAAUUCCAAACACAAAAAGAAGCAGCAUGGGCAAUUAGCAAUUUAACAAUAAGUGGUAAUGAAGAACAGGUUGCACGAAUGAUACAAGAAGGUGUUAUUGGACCAUUCUGUAACCUCCUUGAUUGUAAAGAUACUCAAGUUGUACAGGUUGUUUUAGAUGGUAUACAUAAUAUGCUCAAACUUGCUGGAUCACAAGUUGAACAUUUGGCUAAUAUGAUUGAAGAAUGUUCAGGAUUGGAUAAAAUCGAAACAUUACAAAAUCACGACAACAUAGAUAUUUAUAAACUAGCAUACGAAAUUAUUGAGCAAUACUUUUCGGAAGAUACGAAUGAUACAAAUCUGGAACCACAAGUUGUGGAAUCAACAUUUGAAUUCGAUCAGACGACGAGCAUUUCGAAUGAAGGUUUUAAAUUCUGAGAGGGCCUCCAUUAUUUUUUAUCUGAUCGUGCCGUCCCCCGAAAAUCUCCAUUAUGGAGCCAUUCUGCUUACCCUUUUAUAUUCUGUCUCAUUCUUUCUUCAACGACUACAUGUGGCAAUUUCAACGUGACAUUGUUGAAUCAACAAUUGUAUUUGGUUUUAUUAAUUCAAAAACAUAAAAUUAUGACUUACAUUUUUGGUUUGUCCAAAAAGUGAGAAAUUAGAAAAAAAAACGAGGCUAAAGUUACAGAGCAAAGGAGUUUCUUAUUGAAAUAAGAAUUUGUAUUCUUUCCUUUUUUUAUUUUUGAACGAUGUGUACUUUACCUUGUUUCCUUUUCCGUUGCACAUACUAAAAUGCUUAGUGGAGCGGAACUGAAUGCAGCUAUUGAUAUGCAUUACACCGACUAAAUUAUUCUAGUAAAUUAAUGAAUUUGCUCUCUAAAUUGAAGAGCGUCACAGAAAAAGAAAAGAAAAACUUUUUUAUUGUUUGAUCGUGCUGCUCUCCACUCUAACUUGAGAUGAAUCUUGGUUAGUGAUGUUACAUUUAUAAAAUAAUUCGUGUAUAUUUUAGGCAUGUUAAAUUUAUAAUAAUAUUGAUUACUAAAUAAAUAAAUCAAUUGACUA